AUGCUAGGACCAGUACAUUUUAAAUUCAUUUUUCUUAUAUCAAUACUUAUUUUUAUGGUUUCUAUUACUGGUUUAAUAAUACUUAUAACUAUUUGGCAUAUGAAAUUAACACCAUUUAAAGAUUAUGCACUUGUUGUUGAUGCUGGUUCAACACAUUCAAAAAUAUUUCUUUAUACAUGGCCUGCUGAUAAAUCUGAUGGUCUUGGUUUAACAUCUCGAAUAACUCAAGUUAAAGCUUGUGAUGUAGAUGGUGGACCUAUUACAUCAAUUGAAGAUCCAACAGUAACUAAUACUCAACAAUAUUUUCAAUCGGCUAUGUCCGAUUGUAUUAGUAAAAUACCAUUAACUCGUAAAAGUCGAACAUUUAUUUUUCUUGGUGGAACAGCUGGUCUUCGUUUAUUUGAAAUGCAAAAUCCAAUUUAUACUAAUAAUUUAUUAAAUAGUACACGUACUUAUUUUAAUAGUCUUGGUGUUCAUUUUACAGUACCAGAAUAUCAAGUUCGAAUAAUUAGUGGUAGUGAAGAAGGUUUAUCUGGUUGGAUAUCAACAAAUAUUCUUAUGGAUGAAUUAUUAAAAAAUAAUAAACCAUUAGAAACAUAUGGUGUAUCAGAUAUGGGAGGUGCUAGUACACAAAUAAGUUUUGUUUCUCCAAAUGCUAUAAAUGAUCGUUUUAAUAUGAAUCUUUUUAAUACAGAGUAUGAUAUAUAUUCACAUUCAUACUUAUGUUACGGAACUGAGCAGUUACGUCUUAUUUAUCUCGGUCAACUUGUGAACAAUGCAAAUGGAUCAUUGUUAAUCAAUGAACCAUGUUUACAGAAUGGUUAUGUUCAAAAUUUAACAUAUGAUAAACUAUUUAGUACACCUUGUGCUCGAGAUCAAUAUGCACCAUUACCAAGUCUUAAUAAAUCAUCAAUAUUCUCAUUCAUAGGAUCUGGAGAUUUUUCACUAUGUUCUGAUACUGUAAAAGAACAUUUAAAUAAAACAGGUUGUACAUCAACAACUUGUAGUUUUGAUAAUGUCUAUCAACCAGUACCAAUUCCAACAUCAACAAAAUUUAUUGCUAUUUCAGCAUGGUAUACAACAUUUAGUAGCUUAGCUCCAAAUAUUAGUUUAUCACCUAAUAAAGAUGGAAAUUAUGAUUUUAAUUCAGUUAAUUUUAGUCAAAUUAAAACAGCUAUUUCUUCCAUAUGUAAUCAACCAUGGUCAGAUAUACCAGAACCAAAUAAAUAUCGACCAUUUUUAUGUUUUAAUUCCAUGUAUCAUUGGACAUUACUUGAACAUGGUUAUUCAAUGCGUGAUGAAAAUUUAAAAAAUUUUCAUAUUGUAAAAUCAAUUAAUUCAAAUGAUAUUGGUUGGACAUUAGGUUAUAUGAUAAAUCAAACAAAUGCUAUUGAUCCUCAAUUUCGACCUAAACGUUUAAUAACUAAAAAUGAAUUUGGUGGUUUAUUAGCUUUAUGUUCGUUCUUUUUGAUUGUUAGUGCAAUUAUAUCUAUUAUUAUAGCAAUGAAAUAUUAUAAACAACGUCGAUAUAUACAAUGA
Messenger RNA from Rotaria sp. Silwood1, 1539 nucleotides. The record is from the annotation of a GenBank genome assembly. NCBI's taxonomy places the organism in Eukaryota, Metazoa, Rotifera, Eurotatoria, Philodinida, Philodinidae.